GGCAGCCUCCCCAGACCUCAUUGCAAGCGUGGUCGACCGCGCCUUAGAUUACAGUUCGCGCUCCCUCCACGCGCCCUCCGACCGCCGACAGAGCCACCCGCACUCUCGUCUCGUGUUCUCCUUGCGGCCCGGACACAUAGUAUGACCUUUAGGUGUUUCGUCUCCCGGCCAUUUUCUAUGGAAAAGCAACAGAAUUGGGCCAUGAUAGCUACUGGCAGCUUUGAAGAAUGGGACGCCUUUAAAGAAGCUUGAUCUUGGAGGCCUCGGCGUGAGACCUUACAAAGCCGGAUUCCGGCAGAGUUCCUGUAUCUCGUCUUGUUGCUGGUUGAAGGUGACCCUUCUCCAAUUUUCCUUCAUCUCCUGGGAGGUAGCAGAAAAUUAGCACCAUGGUUGGGUUUAAGGCCACAGAUGUUCCCCCUACUGCCACUGUGAAGUUCCUGGGGGCCGGCACAGCUGCCUGCAUUGCAGAUCUCAUCACCUUUCCCCUGGAUACUGCAAAAGUUCGGCUUCAGAUCCAAGGAGAAAGGCAGGGGGCCGUGCGAGCUGCAGCCAGCCUCCAGUACCGUGGUGUGCUGGGCACCAUCCUGACCAUGGUGCGCACCGAGGGUCCCCGCAGCCUCUACAAUGGGCUAGUCGCUGGCCUGCAGCGCCAGAUGAGCUUCGCCUCUGUCCGCAUCGGCCUCUACGACUCUGUCAAGCAGUUCUACACCAAGGGCUCUGAGCAUGCUGGCAUCGGGAGCCGCCUCCUGGCAGGCGGCACCACAGGUGCCCUGGCUGUGGCCGUGGCCCAGCCCACAGAUGUGGUAAAGGUCCGGUUCCAGGCUCAGGCCCGGGCUGGAGGUGGCCAGAGGUACCAAAGCACUGUUGAUGCCUACAAGACCAUUGCCCGAGAGGAAGGGUUCCGAGGACUCUGGAAAGGGACAUCUCCCAAUAUUGCUCGUAAUGCUAUUGUCAACUGUACUGAGCUGGUGACCUACGACCUCAUCAAGGAUGCCCUCCUGAAGGCCAACCUCAUGACAGAUGACCUUCCUUGCCACUUCACUUCUGCCUUCGGGGCAGGCUUCUGCACCACCAUCAUCGCUUCCCCUGUCGACGUAGUCAAGACGAGAUACAUGAACUCUGCCUUGGGCCAGUACAGCAGCGCUGGCCACUGUGCCCUCACCAUGCUCCAAAAGGAGGGUCCCCGAGCCUUCUACAAAGGGUUCAUGCCUUCCUUUCUCCGUUUGGGCUCCUGGAACGUGGUGAUGUUCGUCACCUAUGAACAGCUGAAACGGGCCCUCAUGGCUGCCUGCACUUCCCGGGAGGCGCCCUUUUGAGCCUCUCCUGCUGCCAACCUGACCACCUCUGGCUUGGCUUCCACUCCAGCCAGGCCCUGCUUCCCUUUUCCUCCUCCCCUCCUUCCCUUCCCGCACUGUCCACCCCUCACCCCUUCCUCUUCCCAUUUCUACCACCUCUCUUCCCUCUCCCCACCUCAUCUCACCUCCUCCCUACCUCAUCGCCCCAUUGCCUGAGUCUCAGUCCUGGUGGAGUUGACCCCAGUUGACACUGGGAGGCCUGUCACCAGCCAGGGUCCCAAGCCCCAGUCCCUUGAAAAGUUCAACCCAUCUCUUUCUCCUGUCCCCAAGCCCAGCGAGCAUGUCACCCAUAAAAUAAGCUCAACGUU
Messenger RNA from Molossus molossus (Pallas's mastiff bat), 1663 nucleotides. Its product is annotated as mitochondrial uncoupling protein 2. The record is from RefSeq and is a predicted model, not a curated record. Gene Ontology annotation, molecular function: oxidative phosphorylation uncoupler activity. NCBI's taxonomy places the organism in Eukaryota, Metazoa, Chordata, Mammalia, Chiroptera, Molossidae. Gene Ontology annotation, cellular component: mitochondrial membrane. The transcript is spliced from 8 exons. Gene Ontology annotation, biological process: mitochondrial transport; adaptive thermogenesis; response to cold. The coding region runs from base 387 to 1316 and encodes 309 amino acids.